CCCAUUGUUUUGGAGUAUUUGUGUUUUGAGGUCAACCAUGGAGCUUCGUAGUAUGACGGAGAGACAGCGCGAGUUGUAUGACCAAGUCAAGAACGCGGAUGGAGAGCUCAAAUUGGAUGGGAAUCGGAUUGGCAAUGUUGAAGUGCAGGCGAUUGCUGAGGCACUCAAAGUGAACACGACGCUGACCCAGCUCGAGUUGAGUGACAAUCAGAUUGGCCAUGCUGGAACGAAGGCAAUUGCUGAAGCACUCAAAGUGAACACGACGCUGACUAGGCUCAGUCUGAGUGGCAAUCAGAUUGGCUAUGCUGGAGCACAGGCAAUGGCACUCACGACGCUGACUGUGCUCAGUCUGGGUGCGAAUCAGCUUGGCGAUUCUGGAGCUCUGGCAAUUGCCGAAGCACUCAAAGCGAACAAGACGUUGACUGCGCUCGAUCUGCAACUGAAUCAGAUUGGCACUUCUGGAGCGCAGGCGAUUGCUGAGGCACUCAAAGUGAACACGACGGUGACUUAUCUUGGUUUGGAUGGGAAUCAGAUUGGCGAUGCUGGAGCUCUGGCGAUUGCCGAAGCACUUAAAGUGAACACGAUGCUGAAGGGGCUUCUUCUGUACGCAAAUCAGAUUGGCGAUGUUGGAGCGCAGGGGAUCGCUGCAGCACUCAUGGUGAACACGACGUUGAAGGCGUUCCCCCUUGCCUACAAUUGCAUUGGCCAUCUUGGUUCUCAAGCGAUCGAUGAGGCACGCAAACGCAACUGCGGAUGUCUGGUUGAAAUUGGCGAUCAGAUCAACCCUCUUGCAUUCUCCUUACUUCCACGAUUGGCGAGUGCUGGAGACAGUCACACCGUGUUUGGCAUGCUGACCAGCGGGUUGGAGCUGGAGAAUCAGCCCGCAUCUCUUCCAGCGCUACCAACCGAGAUUGCCGAGCUCAUUAUGGACAAGGCGCAUUACUGGCAAGGCUUGGAGAAAACCAAACGAUGGAAUUUUCAUGUCGAUACCCCCGACUGCGUUCUGAAAGUUACUGUGCCUCAAGAAGAUUCAAUCCGUGUGAAAGUAAUUCAAGUACUUCGUGAAAGGAAGCAGCCUCCCAAUAACAUCGGUGACUGUGUUUUGAAUUUGACUGUCCGAGAUGAACAAGGUACUGUUCAGUACGAGUGUGCUGUGCACCCGACUUUUGUCAGUUCAAACCUUGCGCUUGCGACAAUCAGGCAGGCGAGUCAUCCCAUCAUCCAGCAAAUGCGUGAGGGCUGGGAAGUUCAACUUCGACCCAGCACGUUUGCCCUCUAUGUGCUAUUGGAAAGACUUUAUGUCGGAUAUACUUGUAUCUAAUGCCACAUUUUUUUUUUUUUU
Messenger RNA from Capsaspora owczarzaki ATCC 30864, 1342 nucleotides. RefSeq lists its product as hypothetical. The coding region runs from base 38 to 1321 and encodes 427 amino acids. Gene Ontology annotation, molecular function: protein binding. The transcript has 11 exons. The record is from RefSeq and is a predicted model, not a curated record. Lineage: Eukaryota; Filasterea; Ministeriida; Capsasporidae.